Messenger RNA from Cervus elaphus (red deer), 4262 nucleotides. RefSeq names its product ubiquitin associated protein 2 like (gene UBAP2L). The record is from RefSeq and is a predicted model, not a curated record. The transcript has 29 exons. Gene Ontology annotation, molecular function: protein binding. Gene Ontology annotation, cellular component: nucleus; cytoplasm. The coding region runs from base 318 to 3725 and encodes 1135 amino acids. Lineage: Eukaryota; Metazoa; Chordata; Mammalia; Artiodactyla; Cervidae.
UCCCUCGGUAGGCCCCCCCGCACCGUGUUCCCCACUGUACACCCCCCCACCUAGUCGUGCGAGCCCUGGCGCCCCCCCUCGAGUCGGCCGCUGGAGGUUUUGUUUAUGGUUGGGUUCGCGGCCUAGUGGGCCGCGCCAGAGCCGGGGCCUCGAUUUGGGAGCGUGGCCGGGGCGGGGCUUGGGGCAGUCGGCGGCGGGGGGGGGCCAUGCGGCUAGAGCCUGAGACGGGGGAGAGCGAGAAAGAGCGCGAGUGAGCGAGGCCUGGGCCCCGCCUGAGUAUUCUACCUUGUAAAUACUGUUAUUUGUAUAUACUGUAAAUGAUGACGUCGGUGGGCACUAACCGAGCCCGGGGAAACUGGGAACCACCUCAAAACCAAAACCAGACACAGCACAAGCAGCGGCCCCAGGCCACUGCAGAACAAAUUCGACUUGCACAGAUGAUUUCGGACCAUAAUGAUGCUGACUUUGAGGAAAAGGUGAAACAGUUGAUUGAUAUCACAGGCAAGAACCAGGAUGAAUGUGUCAUUGCUUUGCAUGACUGCAAUGGAGAUGUCAACAGAGCCAUCAAUGUACUGCUGGAAGGAAACCCAGAUACGCAUUCCUGGGAGAUGGUCGGGAAGAAGAAGGGUGUCUCAGGACAGAAGGAUGGUGGCCAAACGGAAUCAAACGAGGAAGGCAAAGAAAAUCGAGACCGCGACAGAGACUAUAGUCGGCGACGUGGUGGGCCACCAAGACGGGGAAGAGGUGCCAGCCGUGGACGAGAGUGUAUGCAUGGGGCUUUAACAAAACCAGCUGUGGUUCGAGGUCAGGAAAAUGGAUUAGAUGGCACCAAGAGUGGAGGGCCUUCUGGAAGAGGCACAGAAAGAGGCAGAAGAGGUCGUGGCCGAGGCAGAGGUGGCUCUGGUAGGCGCGGAGGAAGAUUUUCUGCUCAAGGAAUGGGGACCUUUAACCCAGCUGAUUAUGCAGAGCCGGCCAAUACUGAUGAUAACUACGGCAAUAAUAGUGGCAAUACAUGGAACAACACUGGCCACUUUGAACCAGAUGAUGGGACGAGACUUGAUUUCAUUGGGGUUGAGGGGUCAAAUUAUCCCCGAAAAUUUGAGACUGCUCCUGGUGCAUGGAGGACUGCAACAGAGGAGUGGGGAACUGAAGAUUGGAAUGAAGAUCUUUCUGAGACCAAGAUCUUCACUGCCUCUAAUGUGUCUUCAGUGCCUCUGCCUGCGGAGAAUGUGACAAUCACUGCUGGUCAGAGAAUUGACCUUGCUGUUCUGUUGGGAAAGACACCAUCUUCCAUGGAGAAUGAUUCAUCUAAUCUGGAUCCCUCUCAGGCUCCUUCUCUUGCCCAGCCUCUGGUGUUCAGUAACUCGAAGCAGAGUGCCAUAUCACAGCCUGCUUCAGGGAACACAUUUUCUCAUCACAGUAUGGUGAGCAUGUUAGGGAAAGGAUUUGGUGAUGUCGGUGAAGCUAAAGGCAGCAGCACCACAGGCUCCCAGUUCUUGGAGCAAUUCAAGACUGCUCAGGCCCUGGCUCAGUUGGCAGCUCAGCAUUCUCAAUCUGGAACCACCACCACCUCCUCAUGGGACAUGGGCUCUACCACACAGUCCCCAUCGCUGGUGCAGUAUGAUUUGAAGAACCCAAAUGAUUCAACAGUGCACAGCCCCUUUACAAAGCGCCAGGCUUUCACCCCGUCUUCAACCAUGAUGGAGGUGUUCCUUCAGGAGAAGGCACCUGCUGUGGCUACCUCCACAGCCGCACCUCCACCCCCGUCUUCUCCUCUGCCAAGCAAAUCCACCUCGGCUCCACAAAUGUCUCCUGGGUCUUCAGACAACCAAUCCUCCAGCCCUCAGCCGGCUCAGCAAAAACUGAAACAGCAGAAGAAAAAAGCCUCCUUGACUUCUAAGAUUCCUGCUCUGGCUGUGGAGAUGCCUGGUUCAGCAGAUAUCUCAGGGCUAAACCUGCAGUUUGGGGCGUUGCAGUUUGGGUCAGAGCCUGUCCUUUCUGAUUAUGAGUCCACCCCCACCACGAGCGCCUCUUCAAGCCAGGCUCCAAGUAGCCUCUAUACCAGCACGGCCAGUGAAUCUUCAUCCACAAUUUCAUCUAACCAGAGUCAGGAGUCCGGUUAUCAGAGUGGCCCAAUUCAGUCGACAACCUAUACCUCCCAAAAUAAUGCUCAGGGCCCUCUAUAUGAACAGAGAUCCACACAGACUCGGCGGUACCCCAGCUCCAUCUCUUCAUCACCCCAAAAGGACUUGACUCAGGCAAAGAAUGGCUUCAGUUCUGUGCAGGCCACGCAGUUACAGACCACGCAAUCUGUUGAAGGUGCUACGGGGUCUGCAGUGAAAUCUGACUCACCUUCCUCUUCGGGCAUCCCCCCUCUCAGUGAAACGGUAUCUGCAGCUUCCUUACUGACGACAACCAAUCAGCACUCAUCCUCCUUGGGUGGCUUGAGCCACAAUGAGGAGAUUCCAAAUACUACCACCACACAACACAGCAGCACGUUAUCUACUCAGCAGAAUACCCUUUCGUCAUCAACAUCUUCUGGGCGCACUUCGACAUCCACUCUUUUGCACACGAGCGUGGAGAGUGAGGCGAAUCUCCAUUCUUCCUCCAGCACUUUCUCCACCGCAUCCAGCACCGUCUCUGCUCCUCCCCCAGUGGUCAGUGUCUCCUCCAGUCUCAGUAGUGGCAGUAGCUUGGGCCUCAGCCUAGGCAGCAACUCUACCGUCACAGCCUCCACUCGAAGCUCAGUUGCUACGACUUCAGGAAAAGCUCCUCCCAACCUCCCUCCUGGGGUCCCGCCAUUGUUGCCUAAUCCAUAUAUUAUGGCUCCAGGGCUGUUACAUGCCUACCCGCCACAGGUAUAUGGUUAUGAUGACUUGCAGAUGCUUCAGACAAGAUUUCCAUUGGAUUACUACAGCAUCCCAUUUCCCACACCCACCACUCCACUGACUGGGAGGGAUGGUAGCCUGGCCAGCAACCCUUAUUCUGGUGACCUCACAAAGUUCGGCCGUGGGGAUGCCUCCUCCCCGGCCCCAGCCACAACCUUGGCCCAACCCCAACAGAACCAGACGCAGACUCACCAUACCACGCAGCAGACAUUCCUGAACCCGGCGCUGCCUCCUGGCUACAGUUACACCAGCCUGCCAUACUACACAGGGGUUCCUGGCCUUCCCAGCACCUUCCAGUAUGGGCCUGCUGUGUUCCCUGUGGCUCCUACCUCUUCCAAGCAGCAUGGUGUGAAUGUCAGUGUGAAUGCAUCAGCCACCCCUUUCCAACAGCCAAGUGGUUAUGGGUCUCAUGGAUACAACACUGGUGUGUCAGUCACCUCCAGUAAUACAGGCGUGCCAGAUAUCUCGGGUUCUGUGUACUCCAAAACCCAGCAGUCCUUUGAGAAACAAGGUUUUCAUUCCGGUACUCCUGCUGCCUCCUUCAACUUGCCUUCAGCCCUAGGAAGUGGGGGGCCCAUCAAUCCGGCCACAGCUGCUGCCUACCCACCUGCCCCCUUUAUGCACAUCCUGACUCCCCAUCAGCAGCCGCAUUCCCAGAUCCUUCACCAUCACCUGCAGCAGGAUGGCCAGCUACCAUAUUUGCAGAUGAUUCUCUGUUGCCAGCGCCAGCAGGAGGAGCAGACGGGCAGCGGGCAACGUAGCCAGACCAGCUCCAUCCCGCAGAAGCCCCAGACCAACAAGUCUGCCUACAACAGCUACAGCUGGGGGGCCAACUGAGGCCCCGAUCCUCUUCUCCCGGUCCCAUCUUCUGAGAGGGCUUCUCAGCCUGGCAACUAUGGAAACAGCAUCAAAGAGAGAAAAGAAUGUGGGGGGUUCCGCUACCCCCCACCCCCAGCGGCCCACCCCAUGCCUCAGCUUCACGUCUGUCCCAUUCCCAUACCAUCCCCACUCUGUUGUAUGUAUUAUAGGAUUUGUAUUUUCUCCUUUUUUUUUUUCUUCCUUUCCUCUCUUCCUCCUCCCUUGCAUUCAAGAUUAUGAAACUUUGCUGUGGGCCCUGCCCUCUCUUCUCCUCCUCCUGUUCACCCUGGUGGUGUGUGGGUGAGGUGGGGAGGGGGGACCCCCAAAUAUAUAUCAGCCCAACAGCCCUGAGUCUCCUCCUUUAUUAUUAGGAAACAAAACAACAACAACAAAAAAUGGCGUCAUGAAUAUGAACAGCAUUGUCAGAUGAAUUAGUUGAAGUGGUUUUUUUUUUUGUACUGUGUCCUCAAAUUUAAUGGAUUAAUGUGUCUUGUAUAUAUAAAAAGAAAACCUCUA